Pipistrellus kuhlii (Kuhl's pipistrelle) is the source of this 1285-nucleotide messenger RNA. Its product is annotated as putative N-acetyltransferase 8B. The record is from RefSeq and is a predicted model, not a curated record. The transcript has 2 exons. Gene Ontology annotation, molecular function: N-acetyltransferase activity. The coding region runs from base 345 to 1037 and encodes 230 amino acids. Lineage: Eukaryota; Metazoa; Chordata; Mammalia; Chiroptera; Vespertilionidae.
GAUCUGGACCAGCGGGGACGUGCUCAUCUUGGCACAAAAAGGAAGUGAUGACAUCUCGCCCAGGACCCCACAGGGGUUAGGGACCCGGCUGAGACUCGCACCCGGGCCUCAGCUUCCGACCCGCGGCCGCUUCCAGGCCCCUCUUUGCCGGAAGUGACCUUGGCGGCUGCGGACCCCGCUUCGGGGAGGAAGGCCCGCGGGAGGGCUGCGGAGCGACCCAGGCCGGAACCUUCCUUCCGCGGGGAACGGACAGGAGCAGCCGGAGGAGGGCGGGGACGGUCUUCCCGGACGGACGCGGAGGCGGCGGACUGCCAGGCUCUCUCUGCUGGACCCACAAGCCUCCCAUGGCGCCUUUUCACAUCCGCAAGUACCAGGAGAGCGACCGCCCGCGCGUCCUGGACCUGUUCUCCCGGGGCAUGCUUGAGCACGCCCCCAUCACCUUCCGCCACCUCCUGAGGCUGCCACAGACUCUUGUGCCCUUGCUUGGGGGGCCCCUGGCCCUGCUUCUGGUCUCUGGGUCCUGGCUUCUGGCCCUGGUGGCCGGCCUCGCCCUCCUGGCCGCCCUGAGGGUCCUGGCCAAAUACCCCUGGAGCCAGUAUGUGUCCAACUGUUUGCGCACAGACAUGUGCGACAUCAGCAAAACCUACCUGAGCGAGCCGGGCUCCUGCUUCUGGGUGGCCGAGCGUGAGGGGCAGGUGGUGGGCACGGUGGCAGCCCUGCCCGCUGGGGGGCCCGGCCUGCGGAAGGAGCAGCUGGAGCUGUUCCGCUUAAGCGUGUCCUGGGAGCACCGGGGCCAGGGGAUCGCCAGAGCCCUGGUCAGGACCGUCCUGCAGUUUGCGCGGGACCAGGGCUGCAGCGAGGUGGUCCUCAGCACUAGCAUGCUGCAGCACUCCGCCCUGGCCCUCUACCAGAGCAUGGGCUUCCGCAAGACCGGACAGUACUUCCCCGCCAUGAUUAACAGGAUAACUGCUAUUCACAUAGUUCAUUUAACCUACCGGCUCCCCUCGGCUCAGGCCUCUGAGGCGCCAGGGCAAUGACAGGGCCUGUGAUCUGUGUCAUUGUGGAUUAGUCAGGAUAGCACAGGCUCUGCCAGUGUAACAAGCUCACCCCGAAUCUCACUGUGACAGCUCAGUAAAGCUUCUGUUUGUUCACAUCGAGCCCCACGGGGAUGGUGGUGGUUCUGCUCCAUUUAGUCUUCUUCAGAUGCCACUGUUUUCAGGUAACUAGUGAUACAAGACUGUUCAUAAAGUCAAUCACAAAAGAAUAAUAAACAUUUACUUCGCUG